Molecule: messenger RNA, 743 nt
Organism: Rhododendron vialii
Lineage: Eukaryota; Viridiplantae; Streptophyta; Magnoliopsida; Ericales; Ericaceae
Exons: 5
Coding region: 88-594 (168 amino acids)
Source: RefSeq, a predicted model, not a curated record
UUAGACAUCUCUCUCUCUCUCUCCACUAGAAGAAAGAAACAGAGUCUCUCUCUCUCUCAACUUGGAGAAGUAGUACCAGUGUUCACAAUGGCUGAAGACGGGGUCGAAGUUGGUGUCGAAAAAGGAUCCGAGUCGAAGGAAUAUUUGAGGAAUCAGAGAUACCCACAAAACGGACUCCUACCGCAACCAAAGGGUAGCUCGAAACCAAAAUAUCACAAACCAAGAAUUAAGCCCGCCAACUGGGGAGCUGCUGGAUCAGGAAUGCAAGCUAUCUUCUUAGAUUCUGGCCCGAGAUCAUGCGGCACCGGAGUUUUCCUCCCCCGGAGAGCAGACACUGGCUUCCACCCUACCAAAAAGCCAGCUUGCUCUCCGGUUCUCCUCCCUUCCCGCGUGGUCCAAGCUCUUAAUCUCAACGUGCACGAACUGGGAUUGCAAAUCAAACCACCGAAAGAUACAAAUAGCGAGUCAAAAAGUGUCGAUCGCAACGCAAAAGGCAAUAAAAAGGGCAAGGAUGGAUCAACUCACUACUGUGUCAUCUCACAAAGCCGCAGUGCUUCCCCAGAGAUAUUUCUCCCAAAAGAAUGGACUUACUAGCACCUUCACACACAGAGUCAAUAAAACACAAGCAAUAUCUAGUUUUUUUUCUUGUUGAUUUCUACGUACAUGACAGUCUUGAAUGUAAUUUAUUUUAUUUGUUCACAAAUAAUCUUUGAUGAUGGAUGUUGGCAAUAUAUUUCAAACAA